UUCAAUUUGAUCCGUCAGCUGCUAUCAACACCGUCACUUUCAAGGUCGUUCCAUCCGUUCAAGAUCUGCUUCACCUCUAGCGCUCGUCCGGAGAUAUCUGACGAACAAAGGGAAUUUAUCCGUCGGAUACUUGGCAUACCGCUUGAGCAACGGAAGUGUAGGGACUUGAUCACCCUAGACACUCUCCAUUUGUAUUGUGGGGGUCCAGAGCCGACGGUUGAAGCUCGGAAGUUGGAAGAAUUUUCUCGUAAACAGAUGGAAGCUGCGAGGCAAAGGGUGAGGGCCGCUGCAGCCCGUAAGAAGGAGGAGGAGAAAGCUAAGGGAAAAGAAGGAGCGUCAACCCCUCAUUCCUCUUUGAAGAGUUCAGUUAAGAGGAAGGCUGACGGAAAGGACGAUCCUCCUUCUAAGAAGGUAGCCGUCAGUGCAGGGGAUGGGCCUACCAUGAAGUCGCCUCCCAAGUCCGGUCACGGUGCUGGGAAAGGAGUGAUGACCUCUUCCGGUCCCGUCACUGAGGGACCCCGUUGCUUGCUGACCCACAAGGAUUAUGCUGUUGAGGGGGUAGAAUCCCUCAUAAAACAGACGGAUCUGGACCCUUGUGCUCAGCUAGGGACGGAAGAUUUGGGCGCGUCAGCUUUCUUUGACAUAGCACGGGCCUUGGUUCGUGUAAAGGCACUUCAAGAUCGGUGCAUGGCCAAAGAAGGCGUCGUUUCUCGGGUUAGGAGGCUUAACGCCAAUCUGAUGGAUCAGCAAGCGCAAUAUAAGGAGGCCGUCCGUCUCUUAAACACAGAGCUGAAGGAUGUAAAGGAGAAGUUGGGAGAGGCUGAGGGUCAGCAAAAGAAGCUUGAGGAGGAGAUUCCAUCCUUACGUGCACAAGUAGAGACGGCUGGGGCUGACGCGGUCGAAAAAUUCAAGACAACCCAGUCUUUUAUUGAUUCCUGCGCUGAUUAUUAUGGCACUGGUUUCGACGAUUGUCUGAAACAGGUGGCGUCAGCCUAUCCAGAGUUGGAUCUAUCCGGAAUUACCAUGGAUGCUUCCGUGCCGAUGACUCCUGCUCGUGAAACUGUUGCUGACAAAGGUGACGGACCCCUUAAUUUGGACUCUUUGCUUAAUGACGUCGGAGUUAUUUUGGCCCAGCCAGCCGUCACUAUCCCUGCCGAGUCUUCAGAUGCGGCACAAAUUGCCAAGGAUAGAGCUGACGGGGUCUCCAAGGAUGCUCCUGCCACUUAACCCUAGCCUUUCUAUUGUAAUUUUUGAACAAUGUUUUUAAAUGCCCUUUUGUUUAUUGGGCUCUUUUACUUGUAACUCUAUCUGCCC
Quercus lobata is the source of this 1314-nucleotide messenger RNA. RefSeq lists its product as uncharacterized. The record is from RefSeq and is a predicted model, not a curated record. NCBI's taxonomy places the organism in Eukaryota, Viridiplantae, Streptophyta, Magnoliopsida, Fagales, Fagaceae. Bases 256 to 1227 code for a protein of 323 amino acids. The transcript has 4 exons.